Molecule: messenger RNA, 1419 nt
Organism: Drepanopeziza brunnea f. sp. 'multigermtubi' MB_m1
Lineage: Eukaryota; Fungi; Ascomycota; Leotiomycetes; Helotiales; Drepanopezizaceae
Biological process (GO): carbohydrate metabolic process; cell wall organization
Cellular component (GO): cell surface; extracellular region; fungal-type cell wall
Molecular function (GO): glucan endo-1,3-beta-D-glucosidase activity
Source: RefSeq, a predicted model, not a curated record
AUGCACUCUUCGAUCUUUGCCCUUGCAACCUCCGUCUCGGUAGCAGCAGCUAUCAACCGCGGAUUCAACUAUGGUGCCGUGACAUGGGAGGGAGUAGCGAAGGACGAGGCAGCUUUUACGGCGGAAUUUUCGGCUGCGAAGGCCCUCCCUGACACAGAUGGAGCCUUCUCCAGCGCCAGACUCUACACGAUGGUUCAGUCCGGCACCACAAAGGACGUGAUCUCUGCCAUUCCCGCAGCCAUUGCCACUGACACCCGACUCUUCCUUGGAUUGUGGGCUUCAACCGGACAGGCCACCAUCGACAACGAGAUUGCAGCUCUCCAAGCUGCUAUCACCCAGUAUGGCGACGAAUUCACCAGCCGCAUCAACGGCAUCUCGGUCGGAUCUGAGGACAUGUACCGGAUCUCCCGAACCGGCCUCCAGAACGACCCCAACGGAGUCGGAGCCUCGCCAUCGGAAGUCGCCAGCUACAUCAGACAGGUCAAGCAAGCGAUUGCCGCGGCCGGUCUCAACGUGCCCGUCGGACACGUCGACACCUGGGAGGUCUGGCAAAACGGAUCUAACGCCGAGGUGAUCGCCGAGAGCGACUUCUUGGGAAUGAACACCUUCCCCUACUUCCAGUUCACCCUGGAGAACAACAUCGAGAACGGACCCCGGCUGUUCAACGAGGCCUUCGACGUCGUCAAGGCCUCCUCCGGUGGAAAGCCUGUGAUCGUCACCGAGACUGGCUGGCCCGUGGCCGGAAACCCCGGCAACCUCGCGCAGCCAUCCCCAGAGAAUGCACGCGCGUACUACGAGGCCGUCGGCUGCAACCAGCUCUUCGGUAACGUCGACACCUACUGGUACACUCUGGUGGACGCCAACAUGGACACGACCAACCAGCCCAAGUUCGGCGUCGUCGGCUCCACCCUCUCCGACACUCCGAUCUUCGAGCUGGGCUGCAGCAACAGCAACAGCAACAGCAGCAGCAUCUCCUCUGGCUCCUCGACGUCGUCGGCGCCUGGGUCUGCUGCUACUACCCCCACCAAGCCUGUUGGAUCUGGAUCUGGAUCUGGAUCGAGCGGCGCACAGCCCGUUGGGUCUGGAUCUGGAGCAGGAUCUGGAUCAAGCGGCACACAGCCAGCUGGAUCUGGAUCUGGAUCUGGAUACGGAACCGGAUCGAGCGGCGCAAAGCCCGUUGGAUCUGGAUCGAGCGACAGCCCGGCUGUGCACAUGCCCUACGCUCCUGGAACCAACCCCUCACCUGGCUUCUACGGUCCAUCCGGUAGCAACACGACGGUUCCCGUGCCGACUGGCACCGCUGCCCCUGUCCCUGCUGGCCCCACCCCAAGCAGCCUCACCCAAUCCGGGGCAACCCAAAUGAGAGCCGGCGCCGCCCUCGCCCUCCUCGGCGCCGUCGCCGCUUUCAUCCUGGCUUAG